AUGAGUCUGAGCGUCAGUGACCUCAGUCAGCUCGUGGAGCUGUGGGAGGAGCUUAACUUGACGGCUGCUGACCACAUGAACGUGUCCCGUGUUGAGACGCUUCACUGCUCAGGCGCCGUCAGCCACGCCUCUUUCCUCACCGUCCUCUCCGUCUUCUAUAUCUUCAUCUUCCUCGUGGGGCUCGGCGCCACUGCUGCGGUGAUCUGGGUGAGCGUGUGCUGCAACAGGAAGUACUCUGGGAUACAUGUGUACGUGCUGCACCUGGCUGUGGCGGACCUGUGCGUGGUGUCCACGCUGCCAGUGUGGGUGGCAUCCCUGCUGCAGGGCGGCAGAUGGCUGUUUGGGGACGCCGUCUGUAAGCUGACACACCUGAUCUUCAGCGUCAACCUCUUCAGCAGCAUCUUCUUCCUCGUCUGCAUGAGUGUGGACCGCUACCUGUCUGUCACACAGCUCGCCACCGCCCCCCACAGCCAGAGGAAAAAGGUGCAACAGUUGAUCUGCAUCCUCAUGUGGCUGCUGGCGUUGGUGGCGUCCAUCCCAGACACCUACUUCCUUCAAGCAGUGAGGUCAUCACACAUGGACGGUAUCAUCUGCCGGCCAGUGUUCCCUCCGGACCGCCAACGAGAGUGGAUGGUCGGCGUCCAGUUGAGCUUCAUCAUUCUUGGCUUCGCCGUCCCGUUUCCUGUCAUCACCUUCUUCUACCUGCGGCUGGCGGCGGUGGUCCCUCCAGGCUCAGACCGGGAGCGUCAGUCUGCCCGGCGUAUCAUCCUGUCUUACAUCAUGGUUUUCGUGGCGUGCUGGCUGCCUUUCCACGCCGUUCUCCUGCUGGACACGCUGUCACUGCUGCAGCUCCUCCCCUUCAGCUGCCGGUUGGAGAACUUCCUGUUCGUGUCGCUGCAGCUGACGCAGUGCUGCUCGCUUGUGCACUGUUGCUGUAACCCCGCCCUCUACGGCCUCCUGCACCGCCAUGACCGCUACCAAGUAAUGAAGGCCGUCAUCUUUAGGUACUCCACAAAAACUGGACUCAUUAGACUCAUAAGCCCCGCCCUCAACAGUGAAUCUUCCACUGCGCUCACAGACAACAGCGCCCCCGUCUGA
Molecule: messenger RNA, 1098 nt
Organism: Xyrichtys novacula (pearly razorfish)
Lineage: Eukaryota; Metazoa; Chordata; Actinopteri; Labriformes; Labridae
Source: the annotation of a GenBank genome assembly